This is a messenger RNA of Hibiscus syriacus, 735 nucleotides long. RefSeq lists its product as uncharacterized. The transcript is spliced from 3 exons. Lineage: Eukaryota; Viridiplantae; Streptophyta; Magnoliopsida; Malvales; Malvaceae. Bases 1 to 735 code for a protein of 244 amino acids. The record is from RefSeq and is a predicted model, not a curated record.
AUGUCAAAGUUAACUCUUCCAUUAGCUAGAAGAGAAACCCUCCCAAAUGUUACUGCUGACACCACGAAAACAAAAGAAAUUUGGGAUAAUAUUAGACUUCAUAGAGACAAAGUUUCCUGGCAUAAAGUGAUUUGGUUUCCUCUUCACAUCCCUAAGCUAAGCAUAAUCUCUUGGAUGGCUAUUCUGGAUCACCUUCCUACUCGAGAUAGACUAAUUAGAAUGAGAAUUAUUACUGAUAGUCUUUGUAUUUUGUGCAAUGAGGAUCCUGAAUCCAGAAAUCAUUUAUUUGUUGACUGUAUUUAUGCUACUUCUCUUUGGAAUUCUAUAAUGAAUCUUUCUAGCAUGAGAUAUACACACAGGUCAUGGGAAUCAAGGAUUGAAUGGGCUACUCAAACUUGGAAGGGUAAAUCUCUCCUUUCCAUCAUUUUGAGGAUCGCAUGGACUGCUUUUAUAUACUUCAUUUGGGAGGAAAGAAAUAGAAGACUUUUCAAUAGAGGAUCCAGAACUGCAGAUCAACUUCUCACAUAUGAAGCUCUUCAGUCUGCAGGUUACCUUGCAAGGCUCUUUCUUAAUACUGUGGAUAACCCUCUUCAGUGGCUUGAAGAGUGUUUAUUGGUCUUAGGCCUUGAGCGUUUUGCGACUUUGAAACCCCCUUCAGUUGGUGUUGUGAAGCUCAACUUUGAUGGUUCUCUGGAUCCUACGACGGGGUCUACGACUGUGGGAAUCAUAGCUUAG